GUCAGUUUUGCGGUUGUGGAGCAUUUCUGACAUUCCAUCCAUCUCUUUGUGAUCUACUCCACACAUCGACAAAAUCACUUCAAAGGCCUGAUAUACAUAUAGACAAGUACUCGUGAAGUGUCUCUUGCCUCCUUGACUCCUAUCACCUACUGCUUCACGCUCCACUCUGCGUGUGCACACACCUCCCACGUUUCCAACACUUCAACAUGUCAGCUCUUCGCACCAUUCUGUCUCGUUCUGCCCUUCCGUCCACUCGUCGACUGGCGGCUCCAUCCCCUGCUGCGUCUCAGCUCGUUCGAAAUUUCCUCAAGCCUUCCAGCCCUGUUCUUAAAGCUGAGGACGAGGAGAAGGCGAGGCUGGAGUACGAAAAACACAGGCAGAAUGUCGACCCCAAGAUGGCUUCUGUGGAUGAGUCAUUGACGUUUGAACACCCAAAAACAAGUGAAUGGAAAGCUGGUGAUCCAGGACACGAUGUCGUUGGAGCCGGCCAUGGAAGACACAACAAGCGAACGCUGUCCAGCCUGUCAAUGGACGGCAAGGUCUGCGUCGUGACUGGAGCUGCUAGAGGUCUAGGGAACAUGAUGGCCCGAACGUUCGUCGAAAGUGGCGCAUCUUCCAUUGCCAUCGUCGAUCUGAAUGAGGCCGAUGCCAGGGCGGCUGCAAAAGACCUGGAAGAGUGGUUCGUCACCCACGGUGAGGCUGAACCUGGCGAGAUCAAGGCCAAAGGAUACGGAUGCGAUGUCGCGAACGAGCAAUCAGUCACAAAGACUUUCGACGCCAUCGAGAAGGAUUACGGGAGUAAGAUUGAUUGCUUGGUCACGGCCGCCGGAAUUGUGGAGAACUUCAUCGCGACAGAAUACCCGACUGAAAAAGUUCGAAAGUUGCUCGACAUCAACGUCAUGGGAUCGUGGUUCUGCGCCCUCCAGGCUAAGAAGAGAAUGCCGGAAGGUGGCUCUAUCAUUCUCAUUGGAUCCAUGUCCGGUAACAUUGUCAAUGCUCCUCAACCGCAGACCCCGUACAACUUUUCGAAGGCCGCAGUGAGGCACAUGGCCUCGUCAUUGGCCGUAGAAUGGGCCAAGGACAACAUUCGAGUCAACUGUGUCGCCCCUGGAUAUACCCUGACCAAUUUGACCAAGGUCAUUUUGGAUGCUAACCCUGUCCUGCGUGACGAAUGGCUGCAUCGAAUUCCAAUGGGUCGACUCGCCGAUCCGUCCGACCUCAAGGGAGCGAUUGUUCUGCUCGCAUCCGACAGCUCCAAGUACAUCACAGGCUCUCAGAUCACCAUCGAUGGAGGUUACACUUGUCUCUAGACACAGUCACGAGUCACUGUCAGACAAGACGUCAUAUGCAUAUUAUUAGCUUGGUUCAACCUGUGUACAGAUUCCUAAUGCCAUUAUGAAUUGUCUUCCUAAUCGAGCCACUCGAUUUCCUAAUCCCAUGUCAGC
This is a messenger RNA of Kockovaella imperatae, 1445 nucleotides long. RefSeq names its product putative d-arabinitol 2-dehydrogenase. Bases 207 to 1310 code for a protein of 367 amino acids. Lineage: Eukaryota; Fungi; Basidiomycota; Tremellomycetes; Tremellales; Cuniculitremaceae. The record is from RefSeq and is a predicted model, not a curated record. Gene Ontology annotation, cellular component: intracellular anatomical structure. The transcript has 11 exons. Gene Ontology annotation, molecular function: oxidoreductase activity, acting on NAD(P)H, oxygen as acceptor.